AUGGGAAAACUGCAAAAUUACCGAGCGAAAAAGCACGGAGUGUGAGGGGUUAAUGAAGUGAGAGAUGAGCUGUGAGCGGUGACAUCAUGGGGAGAUGUGUAUAAAACAGGGUCUCAACUCCAGAGACACAGAGAGAGAGACACAGACACACACAGCGGCUCAUAGCUCAAAGGACUUGGGGCACCUUUUGAAUUUCUUUCAUUAUUCUUUUUGGAUUUUCUCAUUCCUUCUUUUUCGUUUUUUGGAUCCUUUUCUGUUUUUUUUAAUUAUCUUUUUCUUUUUUUGGUAUUUUCGUUCUGUUUAUUUAUUUAUUUAUUUAUUUUGCGAUGAUGGAGCAGUCCGGUCGGAGGGCUCUCUACUUCUCUUUCCUUCUGUUUUCAUCCCUCGUUCAAAUUCACUGCAGAGCGCUGAAUGGACCCAAACUGCAGCUCCUGGCCCGCCUCAUAGAGAAAUACAGUGACCUCUUGACCGCUGAUGACCUUUCCGAGGACAUGUCGGGCGAGCACAUAGAGAGUGAGAAAUUAAGGGUCAAGGUCAAAGAGCAGAAGAUGUGGGUGGAGCCCCCCACAGCCAAUGAGAAGGCCUGGCUCCGCCUCCUCAGAGGGUCUCUGGCCAAUAGGAAGUGGGAACCGGUGGACAGGCUGAAAAAGGGCUGGGCCAGGGGCUGCUUCGGACUCAAACUCGACCGGAUUGGCUCGAUCAGUGGGCUGGGCUGCUAGGGACUGGCUGAGACUGUGUGAUAUGGCUAGGCUGUGUACCUGUCAUUCAGCGCGGGACUUGGGUCAACUGCACUGCUGGAGUCUGUUCGGUCAAUUCUGAGGGAUUUGUUAAUUAUUAUUAUUAUUAUUAUAAUUAUUAUUAUUAUUAUUAUUAUUAUUAUUAUUAUUAUUAUUUAUUGCACCUGGUCAAUACUGGUCUGAGCAAAAACAGCAGCAGAGAAUGAGAGAGAGCACACAUUAAAUAUGAUAUUAUACAUGAAAUGAUGGGAAAUAUAGAUGAUAACAAGCAGCCCUUUAAGAAGGAGCAGUGAUUAGCAUUCUAAAGGCUGGGACAAAAAUGGCAGGAGGAUUGCGAUCCAGAGAAAUAAAAGAAUGAUUUAAUGAUUUUUUAAAUUUAAAUAAUAAUAAUAAUAAUAAUAAUAAUAAUAAUAAUAAUAAUAAUAAUAAUAAUAAUAAUAAUAAUAAUAAUACAUUAGAUUUGAUUAAUACUAUAUAUUAAACAGAAGUCUGUUUCAUCUUUGAAUGUAGACUGUAGUUCAGUUAGCCUGGGAGAUCUCAAGGUUAGGUCAUAGAAAGUGUUUUUUUUUGUACUGAAAAAUAAAAUCAAUUGAAAUGAAAUAAUAAUAAUAAUUGAA
Acipenser ruthenus (sterlet) is the source of this 1354-nucleotide messenger RNA. RefSeq names its product natriuretic peptide C-like (gene nppcl). Gene Ontology annotation, biological process: receptor guanylyl cyclase signaling pathway; cGMP biosynthetic process. Bases 327 to 719 code for a protein of 130 amino acids. The transcript is spliced from 3 exons. Gene Ontology annotation, cellular component: extracellular region. NCBI's taxonomy places the organism in Eukaryota, Metazoa, Chordata, Actinopteri, Acipenseriformes, Acipenseridae. The record is from RefSeq and is a predicted model, not a curated record. Gene Ontology annotation, molecular function: hormone receptor binding; hormone activity.